Messenger RNA from Penicillium oxalicum, 873 nucleotides. Its product is annotated as COG1/VPS51 family protein. The coding region runs from base 1 to 873 and encodes 290 amino acids. Lineage: Eukaryota; Fungi; Ascomycota; Eurotiomycetes; Eurotiales; Aspergillaceae. The record is from RefSeq and is a predicted model, not a curated record. The transcript has a single exon. Gene Ontology annotation, biological process: retrograde transport, endosome to Golgi; Golgi organization; lysosomal transport. Gene Ontology annotation, cellular component: membrane; EARP complex; GARP complex.
AUGUCUACAAUCUCAUCUCCUCGGCCGUCAAUUGCCUCGUCGCGUGCUCACUCUCCGACACCCACCUCUGCCCGGCCAUCUCUCGAUGUGAUCAACACAAGCUUCGCUGGCGGACUAAGCGCUUCAUCAACGCCUACCACCGGCCGUGCAAUCUCCCCGAAUCCACGCCGUAAUCGCUCUGCGCUUCGAGAUUACUACAAUUUAAAGCCCCCCGGCGUCGACUCUGCUAUUCUUAGCGGGAGCAACCGAUCACGGAGUGUGCCUCGAAACACCGAUGCGGGGGAGAUCUCGAAUUCCGAUACUUUAGCGUCAGGGACGGAACUGGACAAUGCGGACUUUGACCCGCAGCGUUACGUCGACCAUCUCCUGUCUACCUCAUCCCUUUCCACGAUUCUCAAAGCUGAAAACACCUUGGUGGGGGACAUCCGCACCCUUGAUGGAGAGCGGAAGGCUUUGGUUUACGACAAUUAUUCCAAGUUGAUCCGUGCUGUUGAGACUAUUGGGAAAAUGCGAAAAAGUAUGGAUGAACGCGGUGCCCCCCUGACCAUGACCAAGACGCUGGGCCCGGCGAUUGCUUUUGUUGCGGAAACCGCAGGAGCAUUGAUCAAGGAAGGCGAAGAACAAAGCCGCCGGAUCAGAGAGGACAAGGAAGCCGAGUCGGACAAGCCUGGUGAUCCGGAAAUAGAAACCGUACGGUGGGUUCUCGCUGCGCCGGAGCGUCUCGAGAAGCUCGUGGCAGAUGGCAAACAAGAAGAAGCGGACGAAGACUGGAUGGAAGUGAAGCACCUGCUCGACGCCUGGGGCGAGGUUCAAGGAGUCGCAGAGGUGCGCGCCGCUUGCGAGAAAGUCAUGACAAAACCGAGCGAUGGUUGA